AUGGCACCGCCGUCUCCGCCAAGGCGGAAGCGUGAUACGGUGCAAAGGGAAAAUUUUGCUGACCUGGUGGACGAAAAACGCCGCCACCUCGUGAAGUCCAAAGAGUUCUCCCUCGAUGACGGAAGCUUCACUCCAGGAGAAGUUGAGGUGGUGCUGUUUGACGUGUACUCACUGGACAGCUUUGUUGCUUGUUGUGCGGCCCGAGCAGCAUUGACGCAGCAUGCCCAAUUUGAAGGAGUCACCAGGAAUGGCAGCGUUGAACAAUUAGAGAUAGACGUGACGGACAAGGUAGUGGCAAUGGUGGGUGUAUGCUGGGACUAUGAAACCAUGAGAGAUUUGUGCUGCGACCGAGCCAAAAGUAUUUUGGUGCUCGAGUCGGAAGAUUCGCUCCCGGAGGUUGAGAAGAGUGAACUCAUCAACCUGGGUGUAUGGAUAGAAACUGAUUCUCGAUUUGGUGCUGGAGUUCUGGCCUGGGAGUUCUUCAAUAAAGGAGAGCCGGUUCCUUUGUUACUGCGAGCUGUGGAAGACAUUCAUUUAGGACGUGGGGUUUUCCUCGAUGGUAAGGCCAUGGAAGAUGGAAUCGAUGCGCUGCUCGAGGACGACGAUAUUGAGAAUGUGACCCUUGCAAUCCAGGGGCUCCUAUGUCCACUUGGGUACCGGGAGAAAAUCUUCCAAAAGUUCCACAGCCUGCUGACAGACAGCAAGGAAACGAAGCGUAGGCUACAGACCAUUGCUGACAGAGGGCGUGCGAGAGAACCGGAGAUCAGAAAGGACCAGCUCGAAGCCGUCAGUAAGAGCGUGGUUCGGGUGUUCCGUCACUUUCCAGCAUGGAAGUGCAACAUGGUGAUGAUGACUUCGAAGUUUGAAGGUCGGGUGGCUGAAUUUCUUGCAGAGAGCCUGGCACAACGCUGCCAAGGUCAAGAAAACCGCUGCAUGGGCGCAGUCCUGGAAAUGAAGGAAGGCUCCACUGUACGAGUCACAUUGCGAAGCCUAGAUGGAGGUCCAGAUGUAUCUGAAGUGGCUCACCGUUUUGAAGGAUGUGGAACCGGCACACGAGCCUUCUUCAAAGUCAGGAGCGAUUUGCUUGAGAGCAGUUUGGAACAGCCUGAAAUCGUUUUGCCCCUGAUAUGCAGAAGGGUUAUGCUAGUGCUGAUGUUUAGCUUCUCCUGGAGUGAAUGCAGCGAAUGGUUCCUUUGUUGUGUUAUCGAUUUGCCUCCCACGCAACGACAGUGUUUUCACUGUGCCUUUGGUUUUAAUUACUCUAAGGCGCGAAGCCACUGA
This is a messenger RNA of Durusdinium trenchii, 1281 nucleotides long. The record is from the annotation of a GenBank genome assembly. Lineage: Eukaryota; Dinophyceae; Suessiales; Symbiodiniaceae.